GAUGGACAGCCUGAUAUCCUCUACACCUUCUGGACUGAUGUCACCAGCACCCUCAGUGAGGAGUUCCACAGAGCGACUGAAGCCUCGUCCUUCCUGAAGCAGGCGUUUGAAGGAGAGUAUCCGAAGCUGCUGCGCCUGUACAACGAACUGUGGCGGCGCCUGCAGCAGUACAGCGCCAGCCUGCAGGGGGCGCUAAACAGUGGCGCAGGAAUAGAAGCUUCUUUGGACAUCAGCGCCACAGAGUCAGACACCCAGGACCUCUUCACACAUGGAAAACAGGACUACAACCCAGAGAAGGCUCUGAAAGACUCUCUUCAGCCGUACGAGUCCGCCUACCUCUCCAAGUCCCUCUCUCGCCUGUUUGAUCCCAUCAACCUCGUGUUCCCCAUGGGGGGCCGCAACCCCCCCUCCAACGACGAGCUGGACAGCAUCAUCAAGACCAUCAGCAGUGAGCUGAAUGUGGCAUCAGUAGAUCCAAACCUGGCUCUGGCUGUGUCCAAGAACGUUGCCAAGACAGUCCAACUGUUCUGUGUGAAGAGUGAGCAGCUGCUGUGCACUCAGGGGGAAUGCAGCCAGGUGAUUGGUCCGUUAACGGAGGGCCAGAGGAGGAAUGUGGCUGUGGUCAACUCCCUGUACCGUCUGCAGCAGGCUGUCAACAAGGUCAGAAUCCUGCCGUCUACUCAACAAUAAACAGAGGCUAGCAAAAGUAUCCAACCCCCCCAACAUGUGUUGGAUUUGU
Notothenia coriiceps (black rockcod) is the source of this 739-nucleotide messenger RNA. Its product is annotated as conserved oligomeric Golgi complex subunit 5-like. Lineage: Eukaryota; Metazoa; Chordata; Actinopteri; Perciformes; Nototheniidae. The annotation marks the transcript as partial. Gene Ontology annotation, cellular component: COG complex. The record is from RefSeq and is a predicted model, not a curated record. Gene Ontology annotation, biological process: intra-Golgi vesicle-mediated transport. The transcript has 5 exons.